UCUAUCUAUUGUAUUAAUACAUUGAUAUUGUGAUUGUGAUAAAACCGUUUGGUGUAUGAUGAAAUGCACGCGUCGGCGCGCUCUAAAAGGAGGUGGUACGACCAAUGAAAACCUGGUGACUAAAAAGAUCGUAGGCGGAGCUUCGGACUAUACGUAGCCUGUUCAAAGCGUCCUUUCGACAGACGGCGUUUGGCCACCGCCGAGAGGAAAACCUCGGCUUGUGCUGUCUAAAAGUAAAUAAACAAAUACUCUUUAAACCACCCGUGAGCCGCGUCCUUGUCAAUUCGUGGACGCGGUUACAAUCUUGUGAUGUAAGUUUGUGCUAAACCCAACCAUAAUUCAAAAAGAACAUUAAAUAAACUCCUAAAAGUUAAUUAAAAAAAUUAGUGAUAAUUCGCAAUGUUACACAGCGCAUUACCCCGUUCAUUCCUGGCCCCACCGGGGCUGUGUUACCUCGGGGGUUACUACGGCGAGACAGUCCACCCUUACAGUCCAGUGUCGCGAUUUGCUUCCCUGGAGAACAGCUACCUGCCAGAGCACUUGGCAGUGGAGAAUCCCGUUGCAAGACCGAGUUUACCAGCAAGUCCCAGUCCUUUGGACUUGUCGCUCAAGCCUCCAGCGCCUCAAACUCCAGCGACUGACGACAGUGAGACCAUCGAGGUCGACGAUGUCGAGGACCGUCCGUAUCCUUCUUCAGAGGACAGCUACGAGCAGUUGCGCGAGAAGCGGUUCCACGACUGGGAACGGUUCGCAGUUGAUGAUCAACAACAACAACAACAACAACAACAACAACAACGGGCUUAUCAAUUUUACGACGAAUUACGAGCUCGACCGACAAGCCAGGACCCGGUGUACAGUGAAAUUUACCAGAGUCCCAGCUCAAGUCCCAGUCCAAGCCAGAAAUUACUGCUGACCUCGCCAAACACCUUGAGGUCCAUGCAAACUUACCAGCAGCAGCUGCUCCUGACUCCGCAGCAUCACCUCCAGGGAGUUCACGCUCCAAUGACUCCUCCGAGCACUCCCUCACCGCCCCAGUGUCCCAGGAGGCGACCCAGAGAAGACCCUUCUGGGUCGAUUACUACUCCUAAAUCAUCAACAUCAACAUCUUCGGAGAAAAUUUCAAGGCCUAAGAAGAAACACGCUAGGAGAUUGAAGUUUGACGAAGACACCAGCAGUCCAGUUUCUGGGACAGUGAUCCUUGGACCUGAUGAGGCUGUUGUUACUGGAGACAUUGAUCCCGCGUUCAAUGUUGUUGAAGUUACUGAAGAAGCUAGGGCAGAAUUGGCGAAGAUCGAGAACAGGCUGGGGCCGUAUCAAUGCAAAUUGUGCCGACACUUGCAUGAAGACGCGUUCCAGCUGGCUCAGCACAGGUGCUCCAGAAUCGCUCAUGUUGAGUAUAGGUGUCCCGAGUGCGACAAAAGAUUCUCCUGUCCUGCUAAUCUCGCGUCACAUCGCCGCUGGCACAAACCUCGCGCACCUGUUGGUGAUCAUGGGUCUGCUGUUUCUGGGGCUGGAAAUUCAGCGGUUCAGGAAAUCGGCUGCAACAAGUGCGACGCUAAAUUCACAAAGCAGAGCGCUUUGAGGAAACAUUUCGCUGCUCAGCAUCCUGAUAAUAAUAAUGUUUUGAUUGUUAAUAAUAGGAAUAGUAAUAGUAUUGAUAAUGGUAGUAAUGGUAAUUUUGGUAAUAAUAUUGUUAGCAGUAGUAAUAGUAAUAGUAGUAGUAGUAGUAGUAGUAAUGAAAAUGUUUGUAUGGAAACUGGAACCGCGUUGGCGUCGAAAUCACUCGCAGUGAUGCAGCUUGCCAGCGGGCCUCUUUCCAACGAGAUGCCAUGACACCACCAGUUCCCGGCGAGACCUCUACCCAGGCGACCUAGUCUCUACUGGAGAUUCGGACUCGAUCUCAUGUGAAUUUUUAGCUUUGUCAAUAUUUUUGCUUUCGAUUUACGUGAGUGUACAAUCAAAAUAUUAUCUCCUUUUUUUGGGUUAUUUUUUUUUUUUUAUGUCCGAGCCAUUUAAUAAUUGAUUUUUAAAUUAUUGUUUGAAUAUU
Messenger RNA from Cotesia glomerata, 2047 nucleotides. Its product is annotated as insulinoma-associated protein 1-like. Lineage: Eukaryota; Metazoa; Arthropoda; Insecta; Hymenoptera; Braconidae. Gene Ontology annotation, cellular component: transcription repressor complex; nucleus. Gene Ontology annotation, biological process: negative regulation of transcription by RNA polymerase II; regulation of cell cycle process; neuron differentiation. The record is from RefSeq and is a predicted model, not a curated record. The transcript has a single exon. Gene Ontology annotation, molecular function: DNA-binding transcription repressor activity, RNA polymerase II-specific; RNA polymerase II cis-regulatory region sequence-specific DNA binding. Bases 400 to 1833 code for a protein of 477 amino acids.